Triticum aestivum (bread wheat) is the source of this 954-nucleotide messenger RNA. RefSeq lists its product as uncharacterized. Gene Ontology annotation, molecular function: protein dimerization activity; DNA binding. Bases 1 to 954 code for a protein of 317 amino acids. The record is from RefSeq and is a predicted model, not a curated record. The transcript has 2 exons. Lineage: Eukaryota; Viridiplantae; Streptophyta; Magnoliopsida; Poales; Poaceae.
AUGCUGAGGCAGGAGGUCCUCUUGGGGGUCUGUCGCAUUGAAAACGACAAAAAACGCAAUGACACGUUCACCAAGCGGCAUGCUAAUUUUUUCAAAAGUGCCAGUAACCUCUCCGCUCUCACGGGCGUGAGGGUUGCUGUCAUCCUAGAGAAGGAAUCGGGAAAGAUGCAUGGUUUUGGGAUGCCGUUAGUGGAACCCAUUGUUGAUUCUUUCCUGUCAGGAGAUCCACUUAUCGAACCGCUUGUCGAUGAACAAGCGAAAGAUAGGAUUGUAUUGCUGCAGAGAGAGGUGACUAGGUUGGACAUGGAGAAUGCAAAGCUAGAUACGAGAGCAAACCUCUCGCUGCAACACAUCAAGAAGAUCCAAGCUCAGAACCCAAGGUUGCCAGCAAAUAAUAUCUUCUCCAAGGGAGAAGAUCUUAGUCUUGAAGACCUAACCAACCUCUUCAAUGCCCUCUUGCGAGUCAAGGAGGUAAUUAGACGACGUCUGCCUCCACUACAACAUGGCCAUGAACCAACAACUGGUGGUCCAAACGUGCGGCAAAACUGGUUGCUACCAAGUGGUCCUUCACAAGAUCACCCACAGAUUCAUCAGACUUCACAAAAACCAUCUUCAUCCCACAAUCUUCCACCUCAGUUUACCUCCGUCCUACAAUCAGUUGUUGACCAUGCAAAGGAUUUACCUCCACCACUUCAACCACAACUUCAAGACUAUGCAAGUCCGACAAGGCCAUUGCAGAACAACAUGAGCCCUAACUCAAUUGUUGAGAACACUAUGGACAAAUCCCCACAGUUGUUCUACUCCGGUGGUAAUGACACUUUCAUCCAUGAAUCAUUCGGCUAUGAUAACUUGGCUAAUGCUCCUUUGGACCAGGCGCAUGAAGUUCUAGGGAUGGAUUCUUACUUGGACUAUAAUAUUAGUGAUCUAGAGCAAUAUAACAUGGAAUGUGAUUAG